Messenger RNA from Durusdinium trenchii, 1224 nucleotides. Lineage: Eukaryota; Dinophyceae; Suessiales; Symbiodiniaceae. The record is from the annotation of a GenBank genome assembly.
AGUGCUCAAAAGGGCCUUCACAGAUUUUUUGCCUUUCCGUCUUAGACCCGACCCGAUUCGCAACGAUGCCAGUGGGUAUGGGCAUCAACGGCUUCGGCCGCAUCGGACGCUUAGUGUUCCGCGCCGCCUCCGGAAACCCGGACGCCGAGGUGAAGGCCAUCAACGACCCCUUCAUGGAUCUCGAUUACAUGGUCUACCAGCUGAAGUAUGAUAGCGUGCACAAGACCUUCGGAGGCACCAUUGCAGCCAGGAAAGAUGGUGGAAAGGAGUUCCUAGUGGUGAAUGGCAAAGACAUUGCCGUGUUCCACGAGAAGGACCCCGCCUCGAUCAAGUGGGGCGAGAGUGGAGCGGAGUACGUCUGUGAGUCCACAGGCAUUUUCACCACCCAGGAGAAGGCCUCGCUGCACAUCGGUGGCGGCGCCAAGAAGGUCAUCAUCUCGGCGCCUCCCAAGGAUUCCGUCCCAAUGUACGUCAUGGGCGUGAACCAUGAGCAGUACAAGAGCUCCGACACAGUGGUCUCCAACGCCUCCUGCACCACGAACUGCCUGGCGCCCUUGACCAAGGUGGUUCACGAGAACUUCGGCAUUAUUGAGGGCUUGAUGACCACUGUCCAUGCCAUGACCGCCACGCAGCUCACCGUGGAUGGUCCCUCUCGUGGUGGCAAGGACUGGCGAGGAGGCCGAUGCGCCUCGCAGAACAUCAUCCCCUCCUCCACUGGAGCGGCCAAGGCAGUUGGCAAGGUCAUCCCCGCGAUGAACGGAAAGCUGACUGGUAUGGCCUUCCGCGUGCCCACGCCGGACGUCUCGGUGGUGGAUUUGACCUGCCGCUUGGAGAAGCCGGCCAAGUACGAGGACAUCGUCAAGGCCAUCAAGGACGCUGCCGCCGGCCCCAUGAAGGGCGUCCUGGAUUGGACCGACGAGGAGGUCGUCUCCACCGAUUUUGUGACCUGCAAGGCUUCCUCGAUCUUCGAUGAAAAGGCAGGCAUCUCCUUGAAUGACAACUUUGUGAAGCUGGUGAGCUGGUACGACAACGAAUGGGGCUACUCGAACCGCCUCGUGGAGCUCGCCAUCCACAUGAAGAAGGUGGACGGCUGAGGUGGCCGUGUCGAUUUGAACUUCGAGUCCCAGCCGAUCUGGUCCAGAGCGAAGCCAUCCUCGCUGGUUGAAGUGUUGAGCGCCCUAGCACGCCAUCCUCGAAAGUAUUUGGGGUUUGUUCUGUUUGGUG